Gambusia affinis (western mosquitofish) is the source of this 9213-nucleotide messenger RNA. RefSeq names its product microtubule associated monooxygenase, calponin and LIM domain containing 3a (gene mical3a). The record is from RefSeq and is a predicted model, not a curated record. Gene Ontology annotation, molecular function: FAD binding; protein binding. The transcript is spliced from 50 exons. Bases 353 to 7813 code for a protein of 2486 amino acids. NCBI's taxonomy places the organism in Eukaryota, Metazoa, Chordata, Actinopteri, Cyprinodontiformes, Poeciliidae.
UGUGUCAGUUUCAAGUUGCGCCUUCUCUCUCUGCUGUUCUCUGCUCUCCUCCGGGCUCAACGGCCGGAGCUAACUAAUUCAUAUCGUCGUUGUUUUUACUCCCUCAUAAAACGCUGACGUUCCCACGAAAAUGGAUUUAUUCUUCCCGCACAAGAGGGGAUUUUAACAGCUGAAGGAUUCGGAGUUUGCCUCAGGAAGUGAUUCUUUGGAACGGACCUUUCACUUACAAAUGAAGAUGCUGGGGGCUGGGAGUUAAAGCCCUCCACCAGAGGGAAGCUGGUUCACAGCUGGGGCUGGGCCCCUGCCUCAGGUGGGGGUGAAGAGCCCUCACGGCCCCCCGCGGGUCUGGACCAUGGGUGAUGGAGGUGUCGGUGCAACUGGAGGAGAUGGGGCCAACCAGUCUCAUGUUCUGUUCGACAACUUUGUCCAGGCGUCGACGUGUAAAGGCACCCUGAAGGCCUUCCAGGAGCUGUGUGAGCACCUGGAGGUGAAGCCCAGUGAGCACAGGAUCUUCUAUCACAAGCUCAAGUCCAAACUUAACUACUGGAAGGCGAAGGCUCUCUGGGUGAAAUUAGACAAGAGGGCCUGCCAGAAGGAGUACAAGAAGGGACGUGCCUGUGCCAACACAAAGUGUCUGAUCAUCGGUGCAGGGCCAUGUGGCUUACGGACAGCCAUCGAGCUGGCUUUCCUGGGGGCCAGAGUGGUGCUCCUGGAGAAGAGGGACGCCUUCUCCAGAAACAACGUGCUGCACCUUUGGCCCUUCACCAUCCACGACCUCAGGGGCCUCGGGGCCAAGAAGUUCUAUGGGAAGUUCUGCGCUGGUGCUAUCGAUCAUAUCAGUAUUCGUCAGCUUCAGCUAAUGCUGCUCAAAAUGGCUCUCCUGCUGGGGAUCGAGAUCCAUGUCAACGUAGAGUUCAAGGGACUUAUCGAGCCGCCUGAAGACCAGGAGAGUGAGAGGAUAGGCUGGAGGGCCGAGGUCCACCCCAGGACACACCCUGUCAGCGAGUUGGAGUUUGAUGUCAUCAUUGGAGCAGAUGGAAGGAGGAACACACUACCAGGGUUUCGACGGAAGGAGUUCCGGGGGAAGCUCGCCAUCGCCAUCACCGCCAACUUCAUCAACAGAAACACAACGGCGGAGGCGAAGGUGGAGGAGAUCAGCGGCGUGGCCUUCAUCUUCAAUCAGAAGUUCUUUCAAGAUCUCAGGGAGGCAACAGGUAUUGACCUGGAAAACAUUGUGUACUACAAGGAUGACACACAUUACUUUGUGAUGACUGCCAAAAAACAGAGCCUGCUGGAGAAAGGAGUCAUUUUGCAUGACUAUGCAGACACUGAGCUGCUCCUGUCCAGGGCUAACGUAGACCAGGCUGCCUUGCUGUCUUAUGCGCGUGAAGCUGCAGAUUUCUCCACCAACCACCAGCUGCCCACCCUGGAUUUCGCCAUCAACCACUACGGUCAGCCCGACGUCGCCAUGUUUGACUUCACAUGUAUGUACGCCUCGGAGAACGCCGCCAUGGUCCGCCAGCGCAGCGGCCACCAGCUGCUGGUGGCGCUAGUGGGCGAUAGCCUUUUGGAGCCGUUCUGGCCCAUGGGCACCGGCAUUGCGCGCGGUUUCCUGGCAGCCAUGGACUCCGGCUGGAUGGUGAAGAGCUGGGCGCAGGGAAAAGCUCCUCUGGAGGUUCUGGCCGAGAGGGAGAGCAUAUACCGGCUUCUGCCUCAGACAACACCGGAAAAUGUCAGUAAGAACUUCAGUCAGUACAGCGUGGAUCCAACCACACGCUACCCCAACAUCAGCCUUAACUUCCUCAGGCCCAGUCAGGUGCGACACCUCAUUGACACGGGAGAAGGAAGGGAAACCCGAAUUGAAAUUGAGAAUGUGAUCAACUCGUCGACGCCAAAGUUAGCCCGGAAUGACAAUUACCUGCUUGACAAACAGUUUCAAGAAUCCAUUGCUCGGUCCAGUAAGCUGCUGAACUGGUGCCAGAGGCAGACAGAAGGAUACAGGAACGUCAGUGUGACGGACCUGACCAUGUCGUGGAAGAGCGGCUUGGCGCUGUGCGCCCUCAUUCACCGAUACAGACCCGAUCUCAUAGACUUUGACUGUCUGGAUGAGGAGAACCAUGAGAGGAACAACCAGCUGGCGUUCGACGUGGCAGAGAAGGAGUUCUGCAUUUCGCCAUGCAUGACCGGCAAGGAGAUGUCCUCAGUGGUGGAGCCAGACAAGCUCUCCAUGGUCAUGUACCUCAGCCAGUUUUAUGAGAUGUUUAGGGACACAGUGCCACCUGGAGAUAACCACAACUUGAGUCCAGAGGAGAAAGCUGCGCUGAUUUCCAGCACAAAGUCUCCCAUCUCCUUCCUCAGCAAGCUGGGUCAGAGCAUCGCUAUUUCCAGGAAGAGAAACCCCAAGGAUAAAAAGGAAAAGGAUGUGGACGGUUUGGGCAAAAGGAGGAAAACCAGUCAGUCCGAAGACGAGGACGUUUCCAGGUCCUGUCGGGAAGAGCGGCCGUCUGUCCCUGCUGUCCAGUCAGAGAGAAAAAUGGACUGUGCUGCUGCAGGAAACCACAACAAAGUGAAGGUGAUGGCCACCCAGCUGCUGGCCAAGUUCGAAGAGAACGCCCCGGCUCAGUCUUCAGGCCUCAAACGACAGGGGCACUCUCUGCCCAACCUGGACUACCUUUUGCCCCUUUGCCCUCCACCAAACCCUGUGAGCGAGCCAGUGCGCCUGGCUCCUGUCCCUGCAUGGAGAAAGAGACGCACCGAACAGCAGGAGAAGCUGAGCAUUCGCUACAAAGAGAUGGUCAAAUGUCAGACGCUGCCCAGCCUAGGGGAUCAGGCCAGAAGCGCUGCAGAUCAAACGUCCAGCUCGGGCUCUCGGAGCUGUCCAAAGAAAACCAUUCUGCUCCCUUCCUCCUCCUCCACUUCCUCGCUCUCUCUUCACUCAGAGAAUUUAUCCCCAGAGGAAGAGAAGCUUGAAUACUAUGAAAGGCCUCUGACACACAGGGAAGGGAAGCAGUCACUCACAGUUGACCUCGCUCCCAUUCGCAUCCCUGGUAUUCAGGAGCGGGCCGACCGCCUCAUCUCCAAGUUUAAAGGCAAAGCUGAUAAACCACCAAAGCCUAAGAAAAAGCCGUCCCGUUUCUUUUUAGAGCAGUGGUACUUGACCCGAGGCCUGAGUCCGAGCCCAGUGUCACCUCUGACCUCCACUGACGCUUCCAGAAAGGAGCCAGUGAGGCCUCUGGACUCUGAGCAGAUGCCCAUAUAUGUGCUUAGUAUUCAGGAAAGAGCCGAACAACUUGAAUUUCAGUUGGAAGGCAAGCGAGUCGGGCCGCAGCCAAAGAAAAAACCCUCUCGUUUUUUUAUGGAGCGAUGGCACCUGGCCCGCGCCCAGAGCCCCCCCGGCACCCCCCUGGCCGCCUGCUCCAGACAGCACUUGGUGAGGAUGUACACAGGGGGAGUUAGCACCCUGGCUGAGCAGCUAGCCGGCCAGCUUCAGUCUCAGGAAGAGUCCAAACCCACACAUGUACCAGAAAGGAGGGAUUUGGGUUCUCUCAGGAAAGAGUUCCCCGUCAACAUCGGGGGCAGCGACGUCUGCUUCUUCUGCCGAAAGAGAGUCUACGUCAUGGAGAGGCUGAGCGCCGAGGGGAAGUUCUUCCACCGCAGCUGCUUCAAAUGUGACUACUGCGGGACAACGCUGCGACUUUCCUCCUACGCAUUUGAUGUGGAGGACGGGAAGUUUUACUGCAAGCCUCACUACUGUUACCGACUGUCAGGUUACGCCCAGAGGAAGAGGCCGGCUCCUUCUCCUUCUGCUCCGGUCUCAGUCAAGGAAAACCAGAUGCCCCUAACUCCGAUUCAGACCGUGGACGCCCCCAGCAGGGUGCCGGCGGCGGCGGCUCCCUCGGCUGAGAUCCCGCCCUCAGCACCGGAGGUCAACGGCGUGCAGGAGCCCAGCAUGGCUAAACGUCUCCGUGGAACCCCGGAGAGGAUCGAGCUGGAGAACUACCGCCUGUCCCUGCAGCGGGAGGAGCUGGAGGAGGUUCCGGAGGAGACGCUGGCCGAGCACAACCUGAGCAGCGUGCUGGACAAAGCCACCGACGUCGACUUGGGCUCCAGUAGCUCUGAGUCUGACAUGGAGGAAGAGGAUGAGCAGGAGGAAGAGGCGGAGGUGGAGGAAGAGGUGGAGGAGCAGCCGGCCAGCCCGUCGGACCUCGGCGGCGUUCCCUGGAAGGAAGCCGUGGAGCUCCACGCCAAACUGCGAGGCGGUGAGCUGGAGGACGAAGCUCUGGGUGAUGCUGCCAGCAGAGAUGGAGACGUGGAGGAAGACGAAGAAGAGAAGGAGGAAGAGGAAGAUGAGGAAGAAUCCAGUGAUGAGGGGGAUUACUGCCCCUGGGACAGAGAGCUGCAGUCAGGUCUGUGGCUGGAGAAGCACCUCACUGAUGAAGAGGAUGUUGGUAAAUUCAAAGCCAGGAACAUACAGAUCCAGCAGCUCCUCCAGCCGGUGGAUCCCAGCGCCAUUCCGAGUUUGGCGAGAGCGCGGCGGGAUUCUGACCAGGACGGCCCGGUGGGUUCUGAGCCCACUCUGCCCCCCUCCACAGCCCCCGCCCACACAUCCGCCCGACACGAGGCAGUGAGGGUCUGGUUGGAGUCGUUGUCUGGAGAACCGUGUGAGGAUGAAGAGCUGGACGCCGAAGCAGACAGUCCGGACAUGGAGCCCGGCACGGAGCUGGACCAAGAUGACAUUCCUUCGGAUGCAGAAGCUGAGGCUCGGCUGCACCAGUCAGAGCAAGACGAAGCUCCUCCAGAGGAAAACAAGGACACAGAAAGUCUGGGGAAAGACUCCAGUAUUGACCCAGCCGGCACCGGCUCACUGCUGAAGGACGACGUCGUUCUUUCCCCCCUCAAACCGCCGGCUGAGCCUGUCAGCCCAGUGAAAUCUCCCGGCAUCCGUUUCUUCCCGGAUCCCUUCUUACCGGAGGAAGAGAAGACAGCUGUGUCCCCGGCUGUCAGGAACCCGCUCAGCCCUUCAUCCGUUUCAUUUUCCGCUCCCAUCCCGUCUCCCGCUCCUGCCGUCAUGCUCCCCUCCGCCUCCCCCGCCUCUUCCCCUCCUGUCUCACCCGCCGCCUCUCCGCUGAAGCCACCUGGCCAGUCGCCUGUCAGAUCGCCCGUCAAGUCGCCGCUCAGCUCCCCGAUUCGCUCCCAGCCCAUCUCGCUCCCGGAGACACGCACGCCUAAAUCCCCGGUCUUCCCCCACCGCUCCAUCUGCCCCCUGACAGGAAACCCCCUCUCCCCGAUCUGCGCCCAGCCUUUGCCCUGCCAGGAAGCCUCCUCACCUCUGACCUCUGACUCCCCCGUCAGGACGCAGCCCGUCAGCUCAACGCCAGAGCCGCUCAGGUCCGCUGACUCCUCCAUCGAGGAAAACGCCUCUAAAAAGUCAGACAUCAUCGAGGAGUUCUGGCUGAAGAGUGCAGAGAUCCGGAAGAGCCUCGGCCUCUCUCCUUUAGACCGAAGCAGUAAAAUCCUGGAGAAGACCCCAAUACCGGACCCGACCCCCGUGAAGACGCCGUCCACCGGGGAGCCGAAACCGGCGUUUACCGGCCGCACCGUCAUUCGCAGACUCAACAUCACCCUGGAGGGUCAAGUCAUCAAGCCCAUCACUCCGGCCAAGAGCGACACAAACCUAACGGCGAACAGUGACAGCUGCAACACGUCGGACUCCACCAUGCUCACCCCGCCCUCCAGCCCACCGCCGCCCGUCCCCGCCAACCAGUCUCCAGCAGUGCUCAGGCAGAAGAGACACCAGGCGUCUUGGAGCAACGGGAUGGAAAAGCUUCCGGCCGACGCUCCGGUUCCUGCGCCCCGGACGCAGCUGAGUCCCACCCCCGCACCCAGGAAACUGUCGUCCCCUGAGGCUGCGCCACAGACCGCGCCGGUUGUCAUAAUGAGGGAGAAGAAGAAGCAGCCUCGCCCGGCUGAGGUGAGGAAAUCGUUUGUGGAGACGGUUGAGGAGAUUCCUUUUGCCGACGACGUGGAGGAGACGUACGAUGAGCGCACGGCAGAAACGAGCCAGAAGAAGAGUCAGGCGCCGCCCGCCAUCAAGCCGCCGCUGCACCUGGCGCUAGCCAUGGAAAAUGGUAAGCCGAACAUCCCAGUAAUCCCAGUCUCCAAAUCCCAGAGGGCCACUCGGUUUUCCCCAGAGGCCAAGGAGAUCGCUGAAGAGAGAAUCAGAGCAAGAGAGAAGUCUGUGAAGAGCCAAGCUCUCAAAGACGCCAUGGCCAAGCAGCUGAACAAAAUGAAAGAGUCCGACCCAAACAGGAACGUCUCCCCUAAGGUGGCCUGGAGCGCCACUCCGGAUGCAGCUGGAAAGACCAAAAAGUCUCCCGGAUCUCCCAAAAUGUCGGCCGUGAAGGCACUGGAGUCGAAGAAAGAGUCUGUUCCUGAGCGUUUCUUCAGCAGCAACAAGAGUCUGGACAGCUCAGUGGCGUCGUCAGAGGGAUCGUCAACGGGCAAGAGCAAGAAGCGGAGCUCCCUCUUCUCACCCCGCAAGAACAAGAAGGAGAAGAAAGCCAAAAACGACGGCAGCAGGCACUCUGGCGCCGAGGAGACGCCGCCCAAACACAAGUCGCUCUGGAAGGCCGUGUUCUCUGGCUACAAAAAGGACAAGAAGAAGAAGGACAACAAGUCGUGUCCGAGCACGCCGUCGUCCAGCUCCACCACCCAGGACUCGGGGAAGACGAGGACGUCGCCUCCGGGGAAAUCCUCAGAAUUAAAGACUCGGAGGAACCUGAGCUUUUCUGAGGACUCGGACCUGUCCUGUGAUGAUGUUCUGGAGAGAUCGUCCCAGAAAUCAAAGGCAGAUCGGCAUAUGGACAUCUUUGACCUAGUGUCAGGCAUGCAGAAGGAGGCAAUAAAGGAGGAGAGACUGGAAAAGGAGAGGAGGAGGGAGAUAAAGAGGAAAAAGAGGGUGAAAGAGGGGCAGAAAGAAAGGGAGCCAGAAAAGGAGGUUGACCAAGAAAAGGAGAAAGACAAUGAGGAGUCUGUUUAUGUUCCUCACGCACUGGCGUUCAAGAGAUCGUACGCCACAAAGGUAAAAACCUACACAGAGGAGGAGCUGAAUGCCAAACUCACACGCAGAGUCCAGAAAGCCGCCCGGCGACAAGCGAAGCAGGAGGAGCUCAAAAGGCUGCAUCGCGCUCAGAUCAUCCAGAGGCAGCUGGAGCAGGUGGAGGAGAAGCAGCGGCAGCUGGAGGAGCGGGGUGUAGCCGUGGAGAAAGCACUGAGGGGAGAAGCAGGCUUGUAUAAAGGUACUUGUACAUUACCCAAACAACACAAAAGAAGAUCAGACUAUUGGGGAGAUUCUAAUUACAGUGAAAUCCUGGACUUGCAUCUGGGCGUUGAGCCCUUUGUGGGGAUGCCUCGUCGGAGACCACUCUCCCUCUGCCCUUGCUGUUCCUCUGAAGGUAUGGGCAAGAAGGACGACCCCAAGCUGAUGCAGGAGUGGUUCAAGCUGGUGCAGGAGAAGAACGCCCUGGUCCGCUAUGAGUCGGAGCUCAUGAUAUUUGCCAGAGAGCUGGAGCUGGAGGACCGGCAGAGUCGGCUGCAGCAGGAGCUCCGGGAGCGAAUGGCUGUGGAAGACCAUCUGAAGACUGAGAAGGAGCUGGCUCAGGAAAAGCAGAUCCUGAAUGAAAUGCUGGAGGUGGUGGAGCAGCGCGACGCCCUGGUGGCCCUGCUGGAGGAGCAGAGACUUCGGGAAAAGGAGGAGGACAAGGACCUGGAGGAAGUCAUGCUCUCUAAGGGAUUCAGCCUGAACUGGGCCUGAAAGCUGACAGACAAACAACAAAAACACAGUCAAGCAGCUGCGCAAACUCCACUCACGUUGUCUGAAGAUAGACACGAGCAAACGAUCCAGAACUGUCACACCUACAGCACUGAAUGUGUAGAUAUGUUUCCGUACCACAAACACGCCGCGGCUGCCUCUGACACUGACGCAGCGUUCCAGAUCCCCGCCUGAAGGCGGUCCAACUUAAUCACUCUGCAGUUGGGCUCCUCUCCCUCUGUGUGGGAGGAGAGCCGAGUUCAUAUUCAAGAGUUUAUCAUCGCAGCCUUGAAGAGGCUCCUCCAGGCCCCGGGGCCCACAGGGAGAGUGUGUGGAGACUUUCUAAAGGGAAGAAUCAAUUCAGUCCUGCUGAUGUAAAGAAACUGUAAAGUUUUUGUGUAUAGAUGUGUUGAACAACAUUUUCUGCAGAGGUGUGUUGAAACAUUCAGCUGCCUUUCUCUCCAGUGACAGAGUGUUUAUCCUAAUGCACCACACACACCCCUGAACAGCCAUGUUUUUGUCCUCCUCUGUUGUGUUUAGUGAGUCAACACUAAGAAUUCAUUAACUCUGGCCACCUUUUUUAGUUCUUUUUUAUAUUUCUAUGUUUGCUUUUAAAAGAUGAACACUUUUUUCCGUUGCAUUCACAGGAGAAUGCCCAGGAUCUCAUUGUCUUCUGCAUAAGCCCCCUGCAGCCCUGAUCCAUUGUGUGUCAGUAAUGCGGCUGCAGGCUCAUGCAGCGAAGCAACUUGACGUGUCUUUAAUCGUUUCUCAGACCCGAUAACGUCCGGCCUCGCCAUUUUACGGUAAAUCACACUGACAGUUAAAAGUUUACAGAAACGCGUUUGAUUAUCGGGUGAGUAUUGAUCGCGCUGCGGGAGGCGGGACGCGUUCUGCUGGUGUUAUCAGUCUGAUCUCCUUAUACCAGCUGAGGUCUGGAGUUCCUGUCACUCACUCUGUGCCACAGGAAGUUCUCGGUUACACUUCAGACGAAUCGCGACUCGUUGAAUAUUUGAACAAGAUGCCUUUUGAAGUUUUGUUUUCCACACUACCUACUCCACUACUCCAGUUUUUUGUUUUUAAGGUAGAACUAAGAUUUUAAAUCUAUUCUGCUUCAUGAAAAUCAGUUAGAAAGAAUCCAAAAUGUUAAAAGUGCAGCAGAGGGUGCAGUUGAUCAGUGGAUACAGUCCCAUAACUUUAAAGACUGUUGUUUUUUGAUGGCGUGUGAAACGUUUGAUGUGAUUGUACUGAUAUUUAUUAACGUGUGAAAACUGUACCAUAUGUAAAGACAAAUGAAUCCUAAUUUGUAAAACUGUUCUGCUGACACAUGGACUGCAAUGUAAAUGCUUCAUCAUGUAGCCAGAAUGCAUAGAUGUAUGCAAUAAAACAAUGCAGUUGUUCUUUUA